Cooperia oncophora is the source of this 681-nucleotide messenger RNA. NCBI's taxonomy places the organism in Eukaryota, Metazoa, Nematoda, Chromadorea, Rhabditida, Trichostrongylidae. The record is from the annotation of a GenBank genome assembly.
AUGCGAGCCGGAGCGAGCUCCCCAAAUAUCUGCAAAUCAGCCACGAAAGUAGCGGCAUCAUCGGGAUGCACCAUGAUAAGCCCCUACGGUUUCGAGAAGACAGACACCCUUAAUAACAGAUUCCGUGAUUGGAAUUAUCGAACAUCAACGGGUGAGCCGGUCACGUUCAAAGUCGAUGGCGAACGAUUUGAAGGCGGAUCAAAAACGCUGAAGUUUGCCACCAAUACCAAGUAUAAAAUAGCGCUCAGCAGCAAACCUCCUGCGGAGUUCCAAGGAGCAGCGUUUCAUAUUGUUGCCGAUACGAUGGAGAGGAGCAGACCAUUCCGAGGCCAUACCUUGCCGGUUGUGACUGGUACAGAUUGCACGAACGGCACGCCAUCAAAAGGUAUGGGUGUGUUGAGAACGAGUGUCCACGUAGUCCACCGACGACGUCGUGGGUACACGAUUGUUCCGAGUCUGAGAAAACACGUCAUUAAGUUCUGGAUGCCUGUGCGUCUGUUUUUACUGUGCUGGAUUUCGAUGAAAGGACCAGACGGAAUUUUAAAACGUCAACUGCAGAGCAAAUUCUAUGAAAAAGACGACUCUCAUGCCGAUUGGGGGCAUAAGCUAGAAUGUAUCCAAUGGAUUUGCUCCGUCGACGGUACCGGUAACAUCUCGGUCGUCGAAGAACUUAUCAAGUAG